Molecule: messenger RNA, 3848 nt
Organism: Lethenteron reissneri (Far Eastern brook lamprey)
Lineage: Eukaryota; Metazoa; Chordata; Hyperoartia; Petromyzontiformes; Petromyzontidae
Product: dual specificity tyrosine-phosphorylation-regulated kinase 2-like
Biological process (GO): peptidyl-serine phosphorylation; peptidyl-threonine phosphorylation
Cellular component (GO): nucleus; cytoplasm; cytoskeleton
Molecular function (GO): ATP binding; protein serine/threonine kinase activity; protein serine/threonine/tyrosine kinase activity
Source: RefSeq, a predicted model, not a curated record
GGGGGGAGACAGGGAGACACGGAGACACGGGGGCAGACUGGGGGCUCGGGCCGGCAAGAGUCGCCAUGUUCGUGGCGAGGAGGCCGCUGCAGGCGGCGUCAGCCCCAGCAGUGGCCGGUUCCGGAGACAAGGGCCCGGAGUCCGGCCCCCCACGCCACCGCGGAGAUCCGGUCACGCCUGUGGAGUUACCGCCACUGAGGAGCCAGCCGCAGGGCGGCACGUCGAGGCCCGGCGCGGGCGAUCCGCUGCUCUCGGCGCACUCCCAGCUGCAGGUGCAGCAGCUGUAUGUCGACAGUCCCGGCGUCGGCGCCCGGCGGCCGGUGCUCGCGUCGCAGCCCAACGGCGCACCGCUGGCCGGCAAGGCCCACGCGCUGCCGGCCGUGCGCGCAGCCGAUAAGACGCUCGGCGCCGGCGCCAGCCCAGCCUCCACCAAGUCCGGCGACCGCACCAAUCACGCCUCGUGCUCCGCGUCCCCCAACAACAACAAUGGCGGCAAGCAGCGGAGCCAGCCGGCGUCUCCCGAGCAGGCGGUGCGGCUGUAUGGGCAGAAGCUUACGGCGUACGAGCACCAGGAGAUUUACAACUACGCGGAGAUAUAUUUCGUGGGGCACAAUGCGAAGAAGCGGCCGGGGGUCGUGGGCGGAGCGAGCAACUGCGGCUACGACGACGAGCAGGGCUCGUACGUGCACGUCGCGCACGACCACGUCGCCUACCGCUACGAGGUGCUCAAGGUCAUCGGCAAGGGCAGCUUCGGGCAGGUGGUGAAGGCCUUUGACCACAAGACCCAGACGCAUGUGGCGCUCAAGAUGGUGCGCAACGAGAAACGCUUUCACCGGCAGGCGGCGGAGGAGAUCCGCAUCCUGGAGCACCUGCGCAAGCAGGACCGGGAGAACAGCAUGAACAUCAUCCACCUGCUGGAGAGCUUCACUUUCCGCGGGCAUGUCUGCAUGACCUUCGAGUUGCUCAGCAUGAAUCUUUACGAGCUCAUCAAGAAGAACAAGUUCCAGGGGUUUAGUUUGGCGUUGGUGCGGAAGUUUGCGCACUCGAUCCUGCAGUGUCUGGACACGCUGCACCGGAACCGCAUCAUUCACUGCGACCUGAAGCCAGAGAAUAUUCUCCUGAAGCAGCCCGGGCGCAGCGGCAUCAAGGUGAUAGAUUUUGGCUCGAGCUGCUUCGAGCACCAGCGGGUCUACACGUACAUCCAGUCACGCUUCUACCGCGCGCCGGAGGUGGUGCUGGGCGCCCGCUACGGCCCGCCCAUCGACAUGUGGAGCCUGGGCUGCAUCCUGGCGGAGUUGCUCACGGGCAGCCCGCUGCUGCCGGGCGAGGACGAGGGCGACCAGCUGGCCUGCGCCAUGGAGCUGCUGGGCAUGCCGCCGCAGCGCUUGCUCGCCCAGGGCAAGCGCUCGCGCAACUUUGUGAGCUCGCGCGGCCACCCGCGCUACUGCGGCGUGACCGAGGCGCCCGACGGCGCCGUGGUGCUCAACGCGGGGCGCUCGCGCCGCGGGAAGCCGCGCGGGCCGCCGGCAAGUCGCGAGCUGCCGGCGGCGCUGCGCGGUUGCGACGACCCCCUGCUGCUGGACUUCCUGCGCGGGUGCCUCGAGUGGGAGCCCUCGGAGCGCCUCACGCCCGCCCAGGCGCUGCGCCACCCGUGGCUCCGGCGCCGCCUGCCGAGGCCCCCCCCGCAGUCGGGGGCCGGGGGCGGCGGCGGAGGGGCGGGCGCCGGCACCGCGGCGGCCGGGGGGGACGGGGGCCGCCGCGGAGGCCGCUCGGACCCGCUGGCCAAGCUGCCGCCGGCGCCGCACGCCGGUUCGUCGGGGAAGCACCGGACUCGCGCUACGGCGUCCGCCAACAACCACCAGCAGCAGCAGCAGCAGCAGCAGCACGAGCACAGCCCCGCGGGGCCCCCGAGAACCGUGUUCCCCAAGAUCCUGGGCUGACGUCUCGGACGCGAGAAGACAUUACAGCUGCACAAAACUUGAAUUUUUACAAAGUUUGUUUUUUAAUCUUAAGAACGCUACCAGGGUCCAGGCUUUUGCAGUACACGUUUUUACGCGAAAUUUUUUUCACGAUUCUUUGUAAUGAAAAAAAUAUUUUACAAUACUAUUGCUAAAGUGAAGGACUUUUUGGUUUUUAAGCAAUUUUUUUACCUAAGCUGUACCUUUCAGAUCAAAAUAUAACAGUGGUGUCCAAAAUCAGCAAAAUUAAAAACACUUAGUGCAUCUUUGUUGUUGCGUAGGUGCCGUUCCGAAAUGGCUUGAUGAGUCCCACUGCAGCAGUGGCAGCAUGAGCAGCCGCCGCUUUAUAUGAAGAGCAGGAAGAGAGAGGGUGUCUGCAAACACGCGCGCACUCUGAUGCCUCGUCCGCGUGUGAUCCCGGGGGGUGACUCGCGCUGUUUGAUGACUACACUGAUCAGGCGCAGUAGUGACACGUGCGCCUCGCAGCAAGAAGCGCCUGGGUUCAAGUCCUAGCUUGGCGCCUGUCUGUGGAGUUUGUCAUCUCUUCCCCCUGUUCUGCGCGGGGUUCCUCCCAUAGCAAAAAAACGUGACAAAUGUAACUGGUAUUGCAAAUUACUCAAUUAGAAUUACGCGCAGCAGAAACAUCGCCCCCCUACUAUGAAAACUUGGUAGAACCCUUUUCUUUUAAAAUGAUUGAGACUCAGUGAGGCUUUUCUAGGUAAGCAAGCAAAAUAAUGAACACUAAAAGACGUAUCAAUUCAGCGUCAUAUUUAAGCAUCUGGGAAAACCUUUAGUUUGCCUCUGAUAUAAUCAGCCAUUGCUGUCCAAUGUGUGACUUGUGACAGCGGCGGCGGUGGCGGUGGCGUUGUGGUUUGCUGAUGAAUAGCAGUGAGGAUACCCUUGCCCUUCUCAAUGAAGCACGACACAGUCUAUGGACCAUGUCCUCGAUCACAGCCCAGCUCAGGCUUGAGCCGCUCAGAUGAUUUCAAUGACGCGUGAGUGAACAGUCGUGGUUCGGCUCGGAUCAUGCGAAUAUCUCGUACACGGCUGUGACCAUUGCCCAGAGCCAGCUCAGGUUAAGCAUGGUGACUGAUCUAUGGCUCACUUGUGCCACAGCCAAGCCUGAGCCAAGCUGUGACUACAGGCCAAUGUCUCCCCAAUGAAUUCCAGCAGUAACUCGGGUCUUCAAGCUGUUGAGGAAAUGUGUGACUUUUCUUAAACGUGUCUCGUGUUUUAUAUUUGGUUUUUGCACCAUGGUUCAUUUUAUAACUGACGAUGCAGCGUGUGUACGUGACUCAAGAGUUGCACUGGUUCGACUACAGCAGAGCUCGCCAGCAGUACAGUGCUUGUUAAGAUGUCAGUGCCGUCGUGCCUUACCGAACAUCGUUGCGACGACGAUUCACUGGUGACCAGAAUCUCUCUAUGGACACACUUAUAAAAAUAACUGUGGGUGACUUGGCUAGAGUGGUUUUUUUAAACAAAGUUAUCACGUGAAACAUCCUAUUUUUAUACUUUGCCCAACUGUUCGUACAGUCGCAGGAUGAUCGCGUACUAAUUUAAUGUUAGCCGUGGUAUUUGUCGUACCAAAGUGACGUUUGUAAGUGGUGCGUACGCAUGACAGUGUUGUGUGAAUCCAUUUCAAGGCACUUGGAUUUGAGGAGUUAAACUGAUGAAAUGUGAACGAAUAAGAUGCUGAUGGAGGUAGAUGCCAGUCGGGUCAACGUUACACCGCGUACCCAUCGUGGCACGUUGCCGGCAGGAGAACCAAAAACACAUUUCUGAUCGCUCUUAAUGUGCAGACCGUGUAUCUGUAACGUGUCUCGUAGAUGCUAGCUGACACUAACGUUGCUGUGGACAAAAGCUAAAUAAAAUAUAAAUGCAACUUUGGUA